AUGGGGAAUAAAAUCUCUAAGCAAAGAAAGUUGGGGGAUACCAUCACCAAGGCAACCAAUAUCAACCGUUCUAAUAUUAAUCAACUUCCUUCUGAACAGUUGAAAAUUCAAUACGAACAAAAUCAGCAAUCAUCCCAACCACCUCCACCAACCGUCGAUGAAAGUUUAAACCAAAAACCCCUUAACCCGUCCCAAAUACCUAAAUUCGAUGCCAAAUACCUCUCUAAAAAACUAAAACAAACCCCUGAAGGUAAAGAUGGGUUUGACCCUCAAGUAGAAAAAGAAUUUAAUCCAAAUUUUGUAAAUUCAAUUAAUCAUUUGGGUAAGCAAAUUAAAAGUCACGACUUGAAAUCAAAUCUAAAUCCAAAUAAUAUCGCCUUGAAACAAUUAAGUAACCGUAAAUCCUUAUUUGAAAAAGGUGAAAAAGAAUUAGAAAGUCAAAUGAAUCAAACUGAUCGUUCUUCAAUUAAAAGAUCAAUGAUCCAUCCAAGAACCUUAACUGCUAUUUUAAAUGACUUACAUGAUUCCAGAGUAUCUAAGGACCAAAUAUUAAAAGAUUACCAACUAGAUGACCAUUUCUUAAACAAUUUGCACAAUCGGUUCAAAGUUGCUUCUAAUAUUGUGGUUAUCGAAGAAGAGGCUUCUCAUGACCAAAUUGCUCCUAAAAACUCAACUAAACGUUUUGAUGAUAACUUAAUCGAUUAUAAUGGUCAACUAAAUGAAAAUUUGGAUAAACAAAAAUUGAAAAAUUUACAAAAUAGAUUAAAUUAA
Hyphopichia burtonii NRRL Y-1933 is the source of this 771-nucleotide messenger RNA. RefSeq lists its product as uncharacterized. NCBI's taxonomy places the organism in Eukaryota, Fungi, Ascomycota, Pichiomycetes, Serinales, Debaryomycetaceae. The record is from RefSeq and is a predicted model, not a curated record. The transcript has a single exon. Bases 1 to 771 code for a protein of 256 amino acids.